Prunus armeniaca (apricot) is the source of this 678-nucleotide messenger RNA. NCBI's taxonomy places the organism in Eukaryota, Viridiplantae, Streptophyta, Magnoliopsida, Rosales, Rosaceae. The record is from the annotation of a GenBank genome assembly.
AUGAGACCUAACCCAACCAAGUGCGCCUUCGGUGUUUCUUCCGGUAAGUUCCUCGGCUUCAUGAUCAGCCAGAGAGGGAUCGAGGCAAACCCUGGGAAAAUCAAGGCCAUAAUUGACAUGGAGAGGUCGAAGACACCUAAAGACAUCCAGAGCCUCACCGGGCGUGUCGCUGCCUUAACCAACUCCAUUUCUAAAGCCACCGAUAAAUGCGUACCAUUCUUUAAAGCCUUGAAAGGGGGCAAACACCAUGUCACAUGGACUGCUGAAUACGAUAAGGCAUUUCAAGACUUAAAGAACUACAUGAGCAAAACACCUUUGUUGUCAAAACCCCUCCCAGGGGAGGUUUUGUUUCUUUACCUUUCGGUAUCCAGCAUUGCCGUUAGCACAAUAUUAAUACGCAAACCAGAGAAGGCGGAGCUAUUGAUCUUUUAUGUCAGCAAAGCACUGCAAAGUGCAGAGCUUCGGUACCCUUCCCUAGAACAGCUGGCCCUAGCUCUCGUUGUCUUAGCCCGAAGACUCCGUCCGUACUUCCAAGCGCACGAAAUCACAGUCUUAACCAACCAACCGCUUCGGCAGGUACUCCAGAAACAGAAAAAAUUCGGCCGAUUGGUCAAGUGGGCAAUUGAGCUUGGAGAGUUUGACAUACAAUUCAAGCCAAGACUAGCGGAGAAAGGUUAG